AUGGUCAAACACGCAAGGCAAUUCUAUGAACUGCGUACACAUAGCCCACCUGCUUUGUGUAUUUCACAAAUGUUUACCCUCAGAAUUCCAAAAAACCCCAACCCCUUCUCUCUCCUCUGUCUUCCCCCGACCAAAACCCCUCUAAAUUUCCACUCUCACCACCUAUCCACCACUCCACUACCGCCGCAAGACGGCGACCCCAUUAACAUCGCCACCCUCAUUCUCAAAACAGACCCAAAAACUCUAGCACAGGCUCUCCAAACGCACCCAGUUCAAUGGACACCAUACCUUGUCGAGAAAGUCCUCAAACGCCUCUGGAACCACGGCCCCAAAGCCCUCCAAUUCUUCAACGUCCUCGAACGGCACCACACCUAUACCCACUCCGCCACCGCCUUCGACUACGCCAUCGACAUUGCCGCUCGAAUGCGUGACUACAAAGCCCUCUGGGCUCUCGUGGCCAGGAUGAAAACUCGCCGGCUCGGUCCGACCCCCAAGACCUUCGCAAUUAUCACUGAGAGGUAUGUGUUGGCAGGCAAACCUGAUAAAGCUUUGAAAAUUUUCUUGUCAAUGCAUGAACAUGGUUGUUCUCAUGAUUUGAAUUCGUUCAAUGCGUUCCUUGAUGUGCUUUGCAAAUCCAAACGGGCCGAAAAGGCUUAUGAGCUGUUGAAAAUCUUUAGGGGUAGGUUUAGAGCUGAUACUAUUAGCUACAAUAUAAUUGCAUAUGGGUUUUGUUUAAGCAAGCGAACGCCCAAAGCAUUGGAGGUUUUGAAGGAGAUGGUUGAGAGAGGAUUGAAUCCGACUCUAACGACCUAUAACAUAAUACUAAAAGGGUUUUUCAGAGCUGGUCAGAUUAAGGAGGCUUGGGAUUUUUUCUUGCAAAUGAAGAAGAGAAAAUGUGAAAUUGACGUUGUUACAUGUACCACUGUGGUUCAUGGAUUUGGUGUUGUCGGUGAGGUUGAAAAAGCUAGAAAAGUUUUUGAUGAGAUGGUAGGGGCGGGGGUGCUCCCCUCGGUUGCCACUUACAAUGCUUUGAUUGCAGUUUUGUGUAAGAAAGAUAGUGUGGAAAAUGCUAUAUUGGUUCUUGAAGAGAUGUUGAGGAAGGGUUAUGUACCCAAUUUGACGACUUAUAAUGUGGUGAUUAGAGGAUUAUGUCAUGCAGGGAAGAUGGAUAGGGCAAUGGAGUAUGUGAGUAGAAUGAAAGAUGAUGAGUGUGAGCCGAAUGUUCAGACUUACAAUGUUGUCAUUCGCUAUUACUGUGAUGAUGGGGAAAUUGAGAAGGGUUUGGAAGUGUUUGGGAGGAUGGGUAGCGGGGAUUGCUUGCCCAAUUUGGAUACGUACAAUAUAUUGAUCAAUGCAAUGUUUGUGAGGAAGAAAUCGGAGGAUUUAUCAGUGGCAGGGAAGCUGCUGAUUGAAAUGGUUGAUAGAGGAUUCCUGCCUCGAAAGUUUACCUUCAAUCGUGUAUUGAAUGGGCUGUUACUGACUGGUAAUCAAGGUUUUGCAAAAGAAAUUUUGAGACGGCAGAGCAGAUUUGGGCGUCUUCCCCAUCAUUUCAGACUGGUAGGGGGAAAGAGUGAACAAACACUCGAGCAGCCUCAGCUAAAGGUGAUGGUGCAGCGAUUCACUCGAAGAGUAGCAGCAGGGGAGUGGAAAGGGAUAUCUCAGAAAUGCAUAGUUCUCAAACUUCGUUUAGCAGCCACAGUUUACAUGCUGUGUAGUGCGAUGAAUGAUACAGAAGAGAAGCAGGUUGAUGACAGUCAAGAUUACAAGUCUGCAACUCAGGAAAAUCAGAUUCUGAAUCUCAGCUUAUUAUAA
Messenger RNA from Ilex paraguariensis (yerba mate), 1812 nucleotides. Lineage: Eukaryota; Viridiplantae; Streptophyta; Magnoliopsida; Aquifoliales; Aquifoliaceae. The record is from the annotation of a GenBank genome assembly.